AUGGACCAGCUAGCAACUACGGUAAGUCGGUUGGAGGCACAGAGUUCUGGCAAAUUACCCUCUCAAACGGUGGUCAAUCCAAGAGAAAAUGCAAGUGCAAUUGUUUUGAGAAGUGGUAAGGAAAUUGAAGGUCCUGCAAAUGUUACCCCAUCAAUAGACCAAGAAAAAGAGGAAACUAGCAACAACGAAAAUUCUCAAGGUGAAGAUCCUCAUAAACACAUAAAAGAAUUUCAUGUGGUAUGUUCAAGUAUGAAACCCACGGGGGUUACUGAAGAACAAAUCAAGUUGAGAGCCUUUCCUUUUUCUUUGAAGGAUUCAGCAAAGGAUUGGCUAUAUUAUCUACCUUUCGGGAGCAUCGCCACAUGGAACGACUUGAAGACGGUGUUCCUUGAAAAAUACUUUCCAGCUUCAAGGGCGGCCAACAUCAGAAAGGAAAUUUGUGGUAUAAGGCAACACAAUGGAGAGUCACUUUAUGAAUAUUGGGAGCGUUUCAAAAAGCUGUGUGCGAGCUGCCCUCAUCACCAAAUCACUAAACAAUUACUUAUUCAAUACUUCUAUGAAGAACUCUUUCCGACUGAUAGAAGCAUGAUUGAUGCUGCAAGUGGAGGUGCAUUAGUUGAUAAGACACCGAAUGCUGCAAAGAAUCUAAUUGCAAACAUGGCAACAAAUUCUCAACAGUUUGGCAAUAGACUUGUCCAACCAUCCAAGCAAAUAAAUGAGGUAAAUAUUUCCAAUCUUGAACAACAAGUGGCUAGUUUAACUACUCUUGUUCGUCAAUUAGCUGUAGGAAAUAUGCAAACUGUGAAAGCUUGUGGAAUUUGCUCGGUAGUUGGACACCAAACUGAUGCUUGCUCGACUCUUCAAGAAGAACCUAUUGAACAUGUCAAUGCGGCUGGAGGUUUUCCUGGACAACCUCAAGGUAAGUAUGAUCCAUUUUCUAAUUCAUAUAAUCCUGGUUGGAGGGAUCACCCGAACCUUAGCUAUGGGAACUCACAAGGGAACCAGAUUGUUCAGAAUCGUUCCAAUUUUCAGCAGUAUAGACAACCAUUUCCUUCAAGACAACCACCAGCCCAAAGCUCUAACUCAGGUAUGAAUCUUGAAGACAUUGUUAAGUCUCUUGCCACUAACACUUUACAAUUUCAGCAAGAAACACAGCUAUUUCAACAAGAAACAAAGUCCAAUUUUCAAGAAACGAAAGCUAGCAUCCAAAACUUAUAA
This is a messenger RNA of Ipomoea triloba (trilobed morning glory), 1218 nucleotides long. RefSeq lists its product as uncharacterized. The record is from RefSeq and is a predicted model, not a curated record. Lineage: Eukaryota; Viridiplantae; Streptophyta; Magnoliopsida; Solanales; Convolvulaceae. The transcript is spliced from 2 exons. The coding region runs from base 1 to 1218 and encodes 405 amino acids.